Molecule: messenger RNA, 1537 nt
Organism: Lonchura striata (white-rumped munia)
Lineage: Eukaryota; Metazoa; Chordata; Aves; Passeriformes; Estrildidae
Gene: NFAM1
Product: NFAT activating protein with ITAM motif 1
Biological process (GO): regulation of B cell differentiation; B cell receptor signaling pathway; positive regulation of cytokine production
Cellular component (GO): membrane raft
Molecular function (GO): transmembrane signaling receptor activity
Source: RefSeq, a predicted model, not a curated record
GCAGUGUGUGUACAACUCGCCUGUCGCUUCGCAAACAGGAGGCAAUCAACCAGCUGCCUUGGCAUGACAAUACCUGACAAACCCCCACCUCCUUUGCCUUUGGGAUCUUUGUUUCUGGUUGGAUUCUUACAGCCUUUGACCCCCCCAUCAUGAUCCCAAAUCUAAAAGUCAUCUUCCUGUUUCUUUGGUUGCUUCAGUAUGGAGGAGGAAAUGUCGAUGUACAGCAGAAACCUCCAAUCCAGGUUGCCUUGCUCAAGGAAGGAAUAUCCAUUCCCUGUAAAGUCAUCUUCCCUUACAUGCCGAAGUACACCAAAUUUUCAAUCUCCUAUUACUGGAUUAAUUCACUGGAUCAGAAGACAUCUAUCUAUAGUAGGUUGGAAAACAUAGUCAUUCCUUCUGGAGAAGAGAAUAAGACUGCUGCCUUAUCUUAUGACUACAGAAUCAUGCCACUUGAAAACACCUCUUCUACUGGCACGUAUUACUGCAAGGUCAUAUGGAAUGAUAUCCAAAAAAUGGGAAAGGGAGUGUUUGUCCUUAUUAGAGAUACGGGAUAUAUAAAUACCUCUUAUGAGUGGGAAAUCCUCAUUACCCUUACUGUUCUUCUUGCUGUAUUGAGCAUCACUGCAACAGCUUUGCUUCUGUGGAAAAGAAAGGUGUUGUGCCCUAGAAGGAACCAGCCAAAUAUCCUGAGACAGAAGGUGGAAACACAGCUCCCUUCAGCCAGCCCACCACCACUACCACCUCCUGUCUAUGAUAGCCUGGAUGUGCAGCAAGUUGAUGUCUAUUCUAGCCUCGAGAACAACACAAACAACCCAUCACACAGAAAGAAUCCUCCAAGGAAGACACCUAAGAAGCAAGAAACUCUAGAAGAAUCCUCUGAUACAUUGUAUGAGAAUAUCUAACAGGGAAGAUUCCUGACCCUAUGUGGACCAGACAUCUUUCUGUAUGGCAGAGCUACUCUUUUACAUCCCUGAUGAGAUGCAGAUACAUGGAGAGAUCCACACUGACUUCAGAGCACAACCACGAGGGAAUUGUGAGCCCCUUGUCCCUUCUAAACUGCCCUUCAUUAACAACAGAAUAUAUCUGUUAAAAUCCCUCGGGGCUCAGUCUGCAUUGAUGCAACAAGGCUAUUUUGCAGCAAAGUUGUUUGAUGCAAAAGAAAAGCUGCUUUUGUCAAGCACUUAUCCUGGGAAUGGGCAAUCUGUGAAGGUUUCUCUCACCUGCCUCAACUGAAAUACUUUACUGUUGAUCCUCUGCAAGUGGCAGGACAAUCCAGAGAUUUCCCUGCUUGCUGGUUUGAUGUUCCGAUCCUGACCUGCAGCCGCCCAUCUGACUCUGUGCUUGCGGCUUUGCCGAAAUGGCCAACAGGACUUCAUGCAUAGUUUAAUCAGAUCCAAGCAUCCAGCUGCCCAUUUCCCUUUCUCAGGAACCCCAGAGCAGACAGGCUUUCUGAUAAUCUGCUAAUCCCAUCAAGUAGUCACAGAUGCCUACUGCGACCUUCCUCGGGCGACUCAAAUCAGUGCCUCUAAGAAAAUGC